GAGCAAAAGAAAGAAAACAACAGUGGCUGUUGUUGCCCCUUAUAAGAUUUGGAAGAAAACACUCAUAAACCCCAUAUUUGUUUUCUUUAUCCUCUAUUUCUCUCUCCUAUUCUCAAUUCCCACACUUGAACAGCAAACAAGAAUCACUUUUAACUUCACUUCACUUCAGUUUCCAUCUCUGAGAAGAUGGACGGUCAGAGAGGUCCUCUUUUUAGCUUGGCUUACUUCUGUCAAGGAAAGACAAUGGAUGAGCUUAGGUAUUCUCUUUUCUAUACUAGUUUGGAGCUGGAACAGACUAGGAUGGCUGCUCAGGAGGAGCUGGGAAAGAGAGAUGACCAGUUAAUCCAACUCAAAGAAUUACUAAGCAAAGCAACGAAAGAGAGAGAUGAAGCUCAGGAGAAACACCGGAAACUUUUCCUUGAGAAGCUCCUGCUUCAGCAACAGCAACAACUCGCUCCUCUCUCCGGAGUUUCUGGCGUCGAGGAUGAACUUAAAAGAGGAAUUAACUCCAACAAUGGUUUCGCCUCAUCUGAUUGUGAGGGGAGCAUUGUUUCAUCUCCUGUUCUUGACCCGAUUCAACAACCACAACUGCCACCAUCUCAAUCCUUAGAGCUAGUGCCUGAUAAGCCAUUGCCUGAAAAGGGAAAGCUUUUACAGGCAGUGAAGAAAGCUGGGCCGCUCUUGCAAACCCUUCUUUUAGCGGGACCAUUGCCUCAAUGGAGACACCCACCACCCCCACUCGAGUCCUUUGAGAUCCCACCUGUUACCAUUCCUUCACCUCCACCACCCCCACAACUCCUCCACCAAGACUCCCUCACCACCAUUAACCCCUGCAACACUCUAAACACCUGUGGUCAAGUAAUCAGGAAAAGGGGUCUUUAUGAUGCCUCUGAUUCUCCUACUGAAACCAAAUGCCGACGACUAGUUCUUAAUUGACUGCCACUGCAAACAAGACUAGUCUAAAAUAGUAUUUACUAAUUCCAUAAAUUUACCAUAUUAAAACUUAUUAUAGGUUAGUCAGGGUGAACAUCAACCUAUCAGGGAAUGGUGACUGAUCUCCGCAUUUUUUUACAGAGGGUUGUUUCGGAGAAGCAAACUCUUAGGAGAGAGUGAAACAGAGCUUUGUUUCUUGGUCUUUUGCCAAUGUUUUUUCGGUGGAGAUUUCCCCCCCCCCCCUUGUUUUCCCUCCCUUGAUAUUGGUUCUUGCUCCAUGAUGUGAAAGGGAACUUUGAAUUUGAUUUCUCUAAAAAAACUGCCAGUGGCAUGUGAAAAAUUUAGUACUAGUAUAACUUUAGCUUCUAUAGUCUUGACUAAAAUGUGUACUGUCUGAGAAUUGAUGGAUUAGAUUAAAAUUAGAAGCACAACCCUGCACAAGGAUUGAGUGUGGAGUUGUUGAAAUGGGAAGAUGGGUAUGGCCAACGACCAGCAAGGUUUAAGAGCCUUGCUUGUCGGAGGAGUGGAUCCCACAAAAUCAGAAUCAAGAUCUGCUGCUUUUGUAAUGAUGUAUGAUCAUCUUUAUAAUUUAUAUUUUGGUUGAGGGAAGCAUCAUUAUUGUUAUUUGUUUCUGGAAAUCAAUUUUCCCUCCUCUGUAUUUAAUAUACUAAUGUCCCUUAAAGUUUCUUUUGUU
Hibiscus syriacus is the source of this 1627-nucleotide messenger RNA. Its product is annotated as protein enabled homolog. Lineage: Eukaryota; Viridiplantae; Streptophyta; Magnoliopsida; Malvales; Malvaceae. The record is from RefSeq and is a predicted model, not a curated record. The transcript has 2 exons. Bases 187 to 936 code for a protein of 249 amino acids.